Molecule: messenger RNA, 102 nt
Organism: Sclerotinia sclerotiorum 1980 UF-70
Lineage: Eukaryota; Fungi; Ascomycota; Leotiomycetes; Helotiales; Sclerotiniaceae
Exons: 3
Coding region: 1-102 (33 amino acids)
Source: RefSeq, a predicted model, not a curated record
AUGACUACCGCUGCUGUAGUGAGUGAAUUUGAGUUCUGGUAUGGUACAGAGAGGAAUAAAGUUGUUGAAGAGAAACGAUAUUUUGGCAAACAAAUUGAUUAG